GUCACUCGGGCACCGCCGGCGGCCCGGGAAGCGGCGCGGGCGGGGGCAGGGGCUGGGGCCGACCCGGAGGCUGGUGCAGAAGGUGGGGGCCGCCCGGCCGCGCCGCGCGUGAGGAGGCCGAGGGGCGCGCCACCCCGUCCUGGGGCGGGCGCCCCCCGGGCCCUGCCACCCUCGCCCCGCCCCGCAGGUGUGGCCCGGGAUGCGGAGCCGGGGGCCGCCGGUGGAGCUGCGCGAUGAGGCGCGGGGAAGGGGGCUGCCUGGGGCCCUCGCCCUCGUGCCCCACCGGCGGGCCCCGGCAGAAUUCGGGAACCGGGCGGCCAGGCCUUCUUAGCGCCCUGACGUUUGACGGGGACCGGUGAACCCGCCGCCCUACCCCCACCCCGCCUUGCCUGGACAGCUGAAUCAGAGCGGACGACCCUGCCCUUUUAAAGCGGCUUUUUCCAGCUCCUGCGGAGGGACCCCCAGCCAUGGCCCCCAGGAGCCCCCUAGAGCCCGCAGGGACUGCCCCCCGUCCUGGCCACCCGGGCCCGCCCUCUGCGUCCCGAGGGCCGCCGGUCUGAAGCAGCCUCCCGCAGCCCCCGGCCCCUCCCCCAUGGAGGAGGAGGAGGGGGGCGCGGCGGCCAAGGAGUGGGGCACCCCCCCCGCGGGGCCCGUCUGGACCGCGGUGUUCGACUACGAGGCGGCGGGCGACGAGGAGCUGACCCUGCGGAGGGGCGACCGCGUCCAGGUGCUUUCCCAGGACUGUGCGGUGUCGGGCGACGAGGGCUGGUGGACCGGGCAGCUACCCAGCGGCCGUGUGGGCGUCUUCCCCAGCAACUACGUCGCUCCCACCUCCCCUGCUGCACCCGUCGCACCCGCCGGCCUCCAGCUGCCCCAGGAGAUCCCCUUCCACGAGCUGCAGCUAGAGGAGAUCAUCGGUGUAGGGGGCUUUGGCAAGGUCUAUCGGGCCCUGUGGCGUGGCGAGGAGGUGGCCGUCAAGGCCGCCCGGCUGGACCCUGAGCGGGACCCCGCAGUGACAGCAGAGCAGGUGUGCCAAGAGGCUCGGCUCUUCGGAGCCCUUCAGCACCCCAACAUCAUUGCCCUCAGGGGCGCCUGCCUCAGCCCCCCAAACCUCUGCCUGGUGAUGGAGUAUGCCAGGGGGGGCGCACUGAGCAGGGUGCUGGCGGGUCGCCGGGUGCCCCCUCAUGUGCUGGUCAACUGGGCGGUGCAGGUGGCCCGGGGCAUGAACUACCUACACAAUGAUGCCCCUGUGCCCAUCAUCCACCGGGACCUCAAGUCCAUCAACAUUCUUAUUCUGGAGGCCAUCGAGAACCACAACCUCGCAGACACGGUGCUCAAGAUCACGGACUUCGGCCUCGCCCGUGAGUGGCACAAGACCACCAAGAUGAGCGCCGCGGGGACUUACGCCUGGAUGGCCCCGGAGGUUAUCCGUCUCUCCCUCUUCUCCAAAAGCAGUGACGUCUGGAGCUUCGGGGUGCUGCUCUGGGAGCUGCUGACGGGUGAGGUCCCCUACCGUGAAAUCGACGCCUUGGCUGUGGCGUAUGGCGUGGCUAUGAACAAGCUGACGCUGCCCAUCCCCUCCACGUGCCCCGAGCCCUUUGCCCGCCUACUGGAGGAGUGCUGGGAUCCAGACCCCCACGUGCGGCCAGACUUCGGCAGCAUCUUGAAGCAGCUUGAAGUCAUAGAACAGUCAGCACUAUUUCAGAUGCCGCUGGAGUCCUUUCACUCACUGCAGGAAGACUGGAAGCUAGAGAUUCAGCACAUGUUCGACGACCUCCGGACGAAGGAGAAGGAGCUCCGGAGCCGCGAGGAGGAGCUACUGCGGGCGGCUCAGGAGCAGCGCUUCCAGGAGGAGCAGCUGCGGCGGCGGGAGCAGGAGCUGGCGGAGCGCGAGAUGGACAUCGUGGAGCGGGAACUGCACCUGCUAAUGUGCCAGCUGAGCCAGGAGAAGCCCCGGGUCCACAAACGCAAGGGCAACUUCAAGCGCACCCGCCUGCUCAGGCUGCGGGAAGGCAGCAGCCACAUCAGCCUGCCCUCCGGCUUCGAGCAUAAGAUCACAGUCCAGGCUUCUCCAACCCUGGACAAGCGGAAAGGAUCCAAUGGGGCCAGCCCCCCUGCAAGCCCCAGCAUCAUCCCCCGGCUGAGGGCCAUUCGCCUGACUCCCGUGGACGGUGGUGGCGGCAGCAGCGGCAGCAGCAGUGCCGGCAGUGGGACAUGGGGUCGCAGCGGGCCUCCGAAGAAGGAAGAACUGGUUGGGGGCAAGAAGAAAGGCCGGACCUGGGGCCCCAGCUCCACGCUGCAGAAGGAGCGGGCUGAAGGAGAAGAGAGGCUAAAGGCCCUGGGGGAAGGAAGCAAACAGUGGUCAUCAAGCGCCCCCAACCUGGGCAAGUCCCCCAAACACACUCCCAUUGCACCAGGCUUCGCCAGCCUCAAUGAGAUGGAGGAGUUCGCGGAGGCAGACGGAGGCAGCAGCGAGUCCCACUCCCCCUACAGCACCCCGGCCUACCUCGAGGUGCCGCUGCCCACGGAGCCCUCCCCUGGUGUGCCGGUGACGCCCGCCCGGCCCGGGCCUGGUGCCCAGCUGCGGCGCUGCGAAUUCGCGCUGCUGAGCUGCGCCACGCUGCUGGGCGCCGUGGGCCUGGGCGCGGACGUGGCCGAGGCGCGCGCAGCAGAUGGUGAGCAGCGGCGCUGGCUCGACAGCCUCUUCUUCCCCCGCACCGGCCGCUUUCCACGGGGCCUCAGCCCGACUGCGCGCUCCCCGGGCCGCCACGACGCAGCAGCCGCUGGCUCGGGCCUGGCGCCUUCCGCCACCCUCGUGUCGCUGUCCUCCGUGUCCGACUGCAACUCCACGCGUUCGCUGCUGCGCUCUGACAGCGAUGAGGCCGCGCCAGCCGCACCCUCCCCGACGCCCUCCCCUCCUGCGCCCUCACCCAGCACCAACCCCCUGGUGGAUCUGGAACUAGAGAGCUUCAAGAAGGACCCCCGCCAGUCACUGACGCCCACCCACGUCACGGUCACUGCCGCUCGCACUGUGAACCGUGGGCACCGGAGGACCCCAUCGGAUGGGGCACUAGGGCAUCGGGGGGCACCGGAGCCCGUGGGCCCUGGUCCUGGCCCUCGAGAUACCCUGGAUUUCCCCCGCCUGCCGGAACCGCAGGCUUUGUUUCCCACCCACCUCCGGCCCCCUGAGUUUCCUGGACGCCCCACCACCCUGACCUUCGCCCCAAGACCCCGGCCGGCUGCCAGCCGCCCCCGCCUGGAUGCCUGGAAACUGGUCUCCUUCGGCCAAACUCUCAGCAUUUCGCCUCCCAGCAGGCUGGACACUCCAGAGAGCCCCGGGCCCCCCAGCAUGCAGCCCACGCUGCUUGACAUGGACAUGGAGGGGCAGAGCCAGGACAGCACAGUGCCCCUGUGUGGGGCCCGUGGUUCCCGCUGAAGCCUGCCCACCACCACCCGCCUGGGCAGCCAUGAAUGUAGCUCCCUGGGCCCAGCCCCAGCCCACCAGGCCACAAGGCAGGGGGGGCCCUGGGCAGGAUACUCACUCUAUUUAUUGGGGAAGGGGGGAGGGGGGACACUUAAUUUAUUCCUUUAUACCCCAGGGGGUGGGGCCCUGUGCUCACCCUGCAGCAGGGGGGAGGGUGGGCAGGGAUACUCAGGGACAGGGCAACGUGGGGGAUUUGGCACAAAAUGCAGCAUUAAAGGUAACCCCUGCCCCCUA
Molossus molossus (Pallas's mastiff bat) is the source of this 3718-nucleotide messenger RNA. RefSeq names its product mitogen-activated protein kinase kinase kinase 10 (gene MAP3K10). Gene Ontology annotation, molecular function: JUN kinase kinase kinase activity; ATP binding; protein binding. Bases 593 to 3436 code for a protein of 947 amino acids. The transcript is spliced from 10 exons. Lineage: Eukaryota; Metazoa; Chordata; Mammalia; Chiroptera; Molossidae. Gene Ontology annotation, biological process: protein phosphorylation; positive regulation of apoptotic process. The record is from RefSeq and is a predicted model, not a curated record.